This is a messenger RNA of Alligator sinensis (Chinese alligator), 780 nucleotides long. Its product is annotated as cingulin-like protein 1. Gene Ontology annotation, cellular component: myosin complex. The transcript is spliced from 6 exons. The record is from RefSeq and is a predicted model, not a curated record. Bases 29 to 634 code for a protein of 201 amino acids. NCBI's taxonomy places the organism in Eukaryota, Metazoa, Chordata, Crocodylia, Alligatoridae.
GCUUUUCCGUUUAAAAUAGAUUGAACAAAUGAGGAACGAGCUACUUCAGGAAAGAGCUACAAAACAAGAUUUGGAGUGUGACAAGAUUUCAUUGGAAAGGCAGAACAAAGAUUUGAAAAGCCGAAUCCUUCACCUUGAAGGCUCUUAUCGGUCCAGCAAGGAAGGGCUUGUUGUUCAGAUGGAAGCAAGGAUCCUGGAGCUAGAAGAGAGACUUGAAAAUGAAGAGAGGGAUCGGGCUAAUCUGCAGGUCAGCAAUCGCAGACUUGAAAGGAAAGUGAAGGAGUUAGUGCUGCAAGUUGAUGAUGAACAUCUCUCACUGACUGACCAGAAGGACCAGCUGAGUUUGCGUUUGAAAGCAAUGAAACGUCAGGUUGAAGAAGCUGAAGAAGAAAUAGACCGACUGGAAAGUGCCAAGAAAAAGCUUCAGAGGGAAUUAGAAGAGCAAGUAGACAUGAAUGAUCAAUUACAAGGACAGCUUACUGCUAUGAAGAAGGAAUUAAGUAGGCGGAAGAAAUCACCAAGUAAAAUACUGACUGAUUUUGAUGAAGAUGAUGAUUUCAGUACAGAUGGAGAGAGUCUCUAUGAAGCACCUUCAGGAUAUAAAUUCUCAAAAGAAGAUGACACAAAAAGCUAAAACUAAAUUGAAUGAGUGAUUCUAUGAAACAUUCUGUCUUAACGCUCAUCAAUUACUAUUCUUUUAAGCCAUUGGGAAAAAGCUCCGUUAAUAUUGCAGCUACCUCCAGGUACACUAAACUGUAAACAAAUAAAUAAAUCGUAUCA